Messenger RNA from Heterostelium album PN500, 1134 nucleotides. RefSeq names its product MAK16 family protein (gene mak16l). The transcript is spliced from 8 exons. Bases 1 to 1134 code for a protein of 377 amino acids. The record is from RefSeq and is a predicted model, not a curated record. NCBI's taxonomy places the organism in Eukaryota, Evosea, Eumycetozoa, Acytosteliales, Acytosteliaceae. Gene Ontology annotation, cellular component: nucleolus; preribosome, large subunit precursor. Gene Ontology annotation, biological process: maturation of 5.8S rRNA; maturation of LSU-rRNA.
AUGCAACAAGAUGAUGUCAUUUGGGAAGUGAUUAAUCACUCAUUUUGUUCUUUUAAAACAACAUUUAAAGAAGCAAAGUUUUGUAGAAAUGAAUAUAAUGUUUCUGGUGCAUGUAAUAAGGUAUCAUGCCCAUUGGCAAAUUCAAGAUAUGCAACUGUACGUGAGGAGAAAGGUGUUUGCUAUCUCUAUAUAAAGACAAUCGAACGUGCACACACACCCGCCAAGCUCUGGGAGAAAAUCAAACUCGAUCAAAACUUUAUGGCUGCAAUCGAUACCAUCGAUAAAAACCUCGAGUAUUGGCCAGGUCAUAUGAUUCAUCGUGUCAAACAAAGAUACAUCAAGAUUACACAAUAUUUAAUUAGAAUGAGAAAACUUAGAAAACAAAUCAAACGUGAAUUGGUACCAAUUAAGAAGAAGACUGAAAGAAGAGAUGCUGCUCGUGAACAAAAAGCUAUGGUUGCUGCUCAACUUACAGUUAAUAUUAAGAAGGAAUUGAUUGAAAGAUUGAAUAAGGAUGCUUAUGGUAAUAUGUAUUAUUUCCCAGAAAAGAUUGUUAAUGAUGUUUUAUUGUCUGAGGGUGUUCAAGAUGAAAACGAGGAAGCUGAAGAGGAAAUGGAACAAGAAUUAGAUCAAUAUAUCGAGGGUGACGACGAAGAAUACGAAGAGGAAUAUGAAGAUGAAGAUGAGGCUGAACAAGAUCUCGAAGAUAACGGAUACGAUUUUGAUGAUGAAGAUGACAGUGAAUUUGACGACGAUGAUGACAGCGAAGAAGAAUAUGUACCUAAAAAAUCGGUCGAUGUCAACUUAGUCUCUAUUGAACAGAUUCAACAAAGUAUUGAACAAAUAGUGACACUUACUUUAAAACAAAAAACAUCCUUGUCUUUACAGUUAUUUCUCUAUUUUAUGAUCGAUGGUUUAUUAUUCUUUAGUUUAAAUUUCGUCUCAGAUAAUAAUCAAAUAUUGUUCAAUGAACAUCAUGAUCAAUUCAACACUCAAGAACUUCAAAGACAACACAACAAUGAUUCAUCGUCAAUAUUAAUUGAUAUCAUUAUUAAAUACAAAAAUUCAAAUCUAAAACAAUCGAUGAUGAGUAUUGGUUAUGAAAUCUCUGUCUGCACUCCUGUUCCAAAGUAG